This is a messenger RNA of Sphenostylis stenocarpa, 1332 nucleotides long. The record is from the annotation of a GenBank genome assembly. NCBI's taxonomy places the organism in Eukaryota, Viridiplantae, Streptophyta, Magnoliopsida, Fabales, Fabaceae.
AUGGCAGAUCUCAAAGAGAGGCUGCUACCACCAAAACCUGCUUCGGCUCUUAAUGUAAGAGAGACUGCCAAUCGACCAUCUGCCUCUGGAAGGCAAGCUUUCCAAGGGGUGGAUGUUCUGGGGCUAAAGAAGCGAGGUCAAGGUCUCCGAUCAUGGAUUCGUGUUGACACAUCUGGAAACUCUCAAGCCAUUGAAGUAGACAAGUUUACCAUGAUGCGACGUUGUGAUCUACCUGCACGUGAUCUUCGCCUACUUGAUCCUUUGUUUGUCUACCCAUCAACAAUCCUUGGUAGGGAAAAAGCUAUUGUUGUAAAUCUGGAGCAGAUACGGUGUAUCAUUACAGCAGAUGAGGUUCUUCUCUUGAAUUCCCUUGAUAGUUAUGUAUUGCACUAUGUAAUGGAGCUGCAAAGACGGUUGACAACAACUGGGGUAGGGGAGGUUUGGCAACCAGAUGGUUCUGACAUGAACCGAAGGAGAGGAAGUAGGAAUUUUGAAAAUGUAUUUAGCAACUCUUCCCCUGAUUAUUUACCUUUCGAGUUCAGGGCUCUUGAAGUUGCCCUGGAGGCAGCAUGCACAUUUCUUGAUUCUCAGGCUGCAGAGUUAGAAAUUGAGGCUUAUCCGUUGUUGGAUGAACUGACGUCAAAGAUCAGUACUCUAAAUUUGGAACGUGUUCGUCGAUUGAAAAGUAGACUCGUUGCCUUGACGAGGAGGGUUCAGAAGGUUAGAGAUGAAAUAGAGCAGCUUAUGGACGAUGAUGGUGAUAUGGCUGAAAUGUAUCUUACUGAGAAGAAAAGACGGAUGGAGCUGUCAUUUUAUGGAGAUCAGUCUAUGGCUGGAUAUAAAUCAGUUGAUGGUGCAUCCAUUUCUGCUCCUGUUUCUCCUGUUUCAUCACCUCCUGAUUCUCGGAAACUUGAAAAGAGCUUCAGCAUUGCUAGGAGUCGACAUGAGAGCACGAGGAGUUCUGAAAGUACGACCGAAAGUAUAGAGGAACUUGAGAUGUUGCUGGAAGCAUACUUUGUUGUCAUUGACAGCACUCUAAACAAGUUGACUUCGUUGAAAGAAUACAUUGAUGACACAGAAGAUUUCAUAAACAUCCAACUGGAUAAUGUGCGGAACCAGCUUAUCCAGUUUGAACUUUUACUCACAACUGCAACAUUUGUGGUUGCCAUCUUUGGAGUGGUAGCGGGAAUAUUUGGAAUGAAUUUUGAAAUUGCAUUAUUUAAUGUCCCAUCUGCUUUCCAGUGGGUCCUUAUAAUAACAGGAAUUUGUGGAGUGUUUAUAUUUUCUGCAUUCGUAUGGUUCUUCAAGUACAGAAGACUCAUGCCCCUAUAG